AGGAGUCCGCCGCUUUUGCAAAACCCUUGCCGCCUCUUCUUCUCUCUUUCCUUCUUCCCAAUCGACGACCAUGGGCGUCGAACUCGGGCAAGACCUCGAUAUGAACGACGACGGCGGUUACUCCGACUACGACCUAGCUCUGCACGUCAAGGAUGUUCUCCUCUCAGUCUCAUCUGGCGAUGUUGUGUCUGUUGAGAACUACAGAGAGCUCGUCGGUCGUCUGUACCGGCCAGCACGGCACUCUCCCGAUGACGUCGCCAAGCUCGUGGCUAGCUUGAAGGGACUGUCCGGCGCAGCUUCUUAUAUUGACAGUGCUGUACACGUUGGCCUUCUCAAUCCGCUUUUCGAGAUGAGCUUGUGGAACUAUGGGCCUGAUGUGAUGGACGCGUUGAUUGAGUUGAUUAUUUCCUUGGCUGCUUCAAGUGGGAAGUAUGUUGAUCUAUGCCUGGCUAUGCUUACACGCCAUUUCGAGACGCCUCCACGUUUCCUGGAGAAGUUGAAGUUGCCCUAUGGCCUUACAAAGAAGGACCAAGUUUUAUCUCGUGUGCAUUCAGCUCUUAAAGAUAUAUCUGAGGUGGUUCCGCUUUCCCCUGCAAGAAUGGUGACUAUAGUUUCUGAUCAUCUAGAGCUAUAUCGCCAAAAGAGGGGAACUAGUACACAUGGUCUUGUGAUAUUCGUAGAGAACAUGUUAAAGUUGGAGGGUGGUGCACUUAGCGAAGUCGUUCGAGUUUCCAUGCUCACGAAGGUGGUGGAAUUGCUGCUGCAUUUGGAUGUUGAAAUGGGAUCAUGGGACAAAGUGUUACAAGAUCAUGGAAUAUUUCAGAUGGAGCUAGAAGAUGUGGAUGACUUCUCAGAAGAUUUCCUGAAUGAUGGUACAGAGCAAGCAAGAGAAGCAACUAUAAACGGUGUAACUUUGAAAAGUUCUGCUGAAAAGUUGGAUACCUUGAUUGUGUUAACUUUUGAGCACCUUGAAUCCUGUGAAGCUAGUGGCCGAUUGAGUGAGGUCUUCAAAACUCUUCUCGAGACAUUUAGGAACAAAGUUCUGACCACAUGCAAGUCAAAGUUUGUCCAGUUUGUGAUGUUUUAUGCCUGUGCUCUUGAUCCUGUAAACUGUGGUGAGGAAUUUGCCACAAACCUUGUCGAAAUUUUUGUUUACGAUGCCAACCUCACAUCUCUCAGGAUGAGAGCUGUUGCUUACCUUGCUAGCUACUUGUCACGAGCGAUGUUUAUGUCGGCCUCUGUAGUUGCGCAAACCUUAAAAAGGUUGGUGGGCUGGUGUUUUAAUUUUGUCAAAACGAAGAAAGGUGGAGUAAACCCAGAGAACGAUAAACUAUUUUAUGCUGCAUGUCAGGCCAUCAUGUAUUUGCUGUGCUUCCGAAUGAGAUCUUUGAUGGAUGAUCCUCAAUCCAAGUCAUUGCUUGCUGGUCUACCUUUAGAGUCCAUUUUGAGCACUCAAAUUAGCCCAUUGAAGGCGUGUGUGCCUUCCAUAGUGAAGGAGUUCUUAUGGCAAGCGAAUGCUGCUGGCUUAAUCACGGCUGAUGAAUUUGAUUUUGAUGAUGAUCUGGAAUCAGAAUAUUCAUGGGUGUGGGGUGGAAAGGAAGAGCUUCACAAGUUGUUCCCUUUUGACCCAUGUUUGCUAAGAAAUAGUGACAGAUUCAUACGGCCCAAUUUCAUAUACUGGUCAAUGGUUCAACGAACAUAUGACGAUGAGGACAAAGAAGGUUCCAGCGAUGAAGAUGGUGACGAAGCUUUUGCGGUUGACAAUGAGGAGAAUGUGAUGGAUUACGAGAUAUUGCAAUGCUUGGAGGAACAACAAUUCGGUGAAGUCGACAAUGCAUUAAACAAAAUGUCCAUCACACCAAAGGAUUCGUUACACAGCAGAUUCGGUGGUGCGGUAAAUAAACCCAUGCGAAUGCCCUCGCAAAUUAGACCGUCCACAAGUCCAGAGUCUUUGUAAAUUGGAAGUUCUUCCUCGCCCCCUCUUUCUUGGAACUGAAUUGGUUGUACAAACAAGACAUUCAACUUGCCACAAAGGAUGUGGCCAUUUGAUAAUGUGAGAUGUUGUAAUGCUAGGGCUGCUGAUUCCUUUUUUGUUGUUUAAGUUUUAUGUACCAAAAAGACUAGAAAUUGUAAGAUUUGGCAAUCUGCCAGACUAAUGCUCCUAAUCUGCAAAUAUGCAGGUCUUUGAAAUUGAACUUAAAUCUGAUAAAAGU
Molecule: messenger RNA, 2213 nt
Organism: Fragaria vesca subsp. vesca
Lineage: Eukaryota; Viridiplantae; Streptophyta; Magnoliopsida; Rosales; Rosaceae
Product: RNA polymerase I-specific transcription initiation factor RRN3-like
Exons: 15
Coding region: 71-1957 (628 amino acids)
Biological process (GO): transcription initiation at RNA polymerase I promoter
Cellular component (GO): nucleus
Molecular function (GO): RNA polymerase I general transcription initiation factor activity; RNA polymerase I core binding
Source: RefSeq, a predicted model, not a curated record